Messenger RNA from Phaedon cochleariae (mustard beetle), 3319 nucleotides. The record is from the annotation of a GenBank genome assembly. Lineage: Eukaryota; Metazoa; Arthropoda; Insecta; Coleoptera; Chrysomelidae.
AUUCUAGUUUCAGGAUACAUCCUGCAAAAUGAUAAUGAUGCAUGAUAAUAAUGUAAUUUAUUGAAGAAGUGGAAAAGUGUGAAUUGGUCCAUUCCAAAAGUAUAAUCCCAAUGAAAUGAAGACUGGUUUAAUUUUGGCAAUUCAUUUGCAGUUAACUUUAUGUGGUGUGAUAGUUAAAAGGUACUCUGAUAGUAUACAAGAAUACAAUCAUGUAUCAAGAACCGAAGUCACCCCCUACAUUAGGCAUCGUGAACAAGAUCAACCAAAAGACAUCAAUACAAGAUAUAUUGAUCAGCUAUUUGAUAAGAAUCUACGAUAUUGCCAAAGACCUGCAACAUGCCAACCAUUGAACCACACUACCUGUAUGGGAGCUAAGUUACCAUAUCAUAGUACAACUUUAAACUUAACAGAUUUGACAAGUCAGGAAAAAGUACAAGAAAAAUUACAGCUAUACAAUUAUCUUCGCUUUAUUCCCAAGUGUUGGGCUGUGAUUCAACCUUUUCUUUGUGCCUUAUAUAUGCCAAAAUGUGAAAAAAAUAUGGUAGAUUUACCAUCAAGAGAAAUGUGUAAAAUCACUCUAGAGCCGUGUAAGAUAUUGUACAAUAGUUCAGUGUUUCCAGAAUUCUUGAAUUGUGAAGAUGAGCGUCUGUUUCCUACAAGAUGCAAAAAUGAUAUUCAAGAAGUUAAAUUCAACACCACUGGAUUCUGUAUGGACCCUUUGGUCAAGACUGAUAAACCAGAGUGGUGGUUUCCAGAUGUAGAAGGAUGUGGUUUGAAAUGCAAAGAUUCUCUUUACACUGAAACAGAGCAUGAUCAGAUACAUAAAUUCAUUGCAGUUUGUGCAUCCAUUUGUCUCAUUUUGAAUACUAUUACUGUGAUGACUUUCAUCAUUGAUUGGAAGACAUCCAAUAAAUAUCCAGCCUCAGCUAUAUUUUAUGUGAAUGUAUGCUUUUGCAUAUCUUAUGGUGGGUGGUUAAUACAAUUUUUGGGCAAUGAUACCAGAGAAGACAUUGUUUGCAAGAAGGAAGGAACACUGAGGAAAUCUGAACCAAGUGCAACUGAAAAUUUAUCUUGUCCUGUAGUAUUUUUUAUGGUUUAUUAUUUCAUGAUUGCUGGGCUGGUUUGGUUUGUUAUUUUCAGCUAUGCUUGGUACAUGAGUUCACUUCAAGCUUUAGGAAAAAUUCAAGAAAGAGUAGACAGAAAACAGGCCUAUUUCCACUUGGCAGCAUGGAGUCUUCCUUUGAUAUUUACCAUAAUCACGAUGGCUAUCAGUGAGAUAGAUGGGGAUUAUGUGACAGGAAUUUGUUUUGUAGGAUUUGUGAAUAUGGCUGCUAGAACAGGAUUGCUGUUGUUUCCUGUUGUAGCUGCAAUUUUGGUAUCUGGCUAUAUAAUCGUACGAGGUCUUAUCCUAUUAGUUAAAGUGAAGAUUGAGAGUCGAGAGAUAAUUUCUGAACAUUCAAGCAGGAAGAUCAGAAUGAAUAUUGUGAGAAUGGGAGUUUUCACUUUGUUUAUGCUAAUAUUUUGCAUUAUAACAUUCGGAUAUCAUCAUUACCUCUUUGAAAACUCUGAUCUAUGGAAAAUGAGCCUAGGAAAUUAUAUAUUAUGCAAAUUGACUAGUUUCAGUUCUGAUUAUACCCAUUGCAAGCACACCUCACGGCCCAGUGUGGCCAAGUUACAGCUUCAGCUGAUAGCCGUUUUCGGCUCUGGCGUUGCCAUGGCCUCUUGGGUAUGGUGUGGGGCCAUGUUACACUCGUGGGGCAGAUAUUUCCGCAGAAAAUUUCACUGUGAAGUAGAAGAACCCAUGAAACUGAAAAAACACAAGAUCAUCGCGCAGGCUUUCGCCCAACGAAAAAAAUUCAACGAAGGAGGCAAAAUUUCGAUUUCUGAGAACCACACGGAUCCGGUCGGUUUGAAGUUCGAGCUCAAUAGCGCAGCUAGCAAUGAACUGAGCAUGUCUUGGGCGGCCAACCUGCCCCGAUUGGUCAAUAGAAGAGGGGCUGUGCCCAACGAGGUGGUUUAUUCAGUGUCCAGCAAGGAUCAUUCGAUGGACAGCGAGGUCAGCGUCAGUUUGCGACACGUCAGCAUCGAGAGCAGGAGGAAUUCAGGGGAUAGUCAGGUUUCUGUGCAGAUCGCCGAGUUGAAGGCUACGAGAAAGAUAAAUUCUAGAAGACACCGUAGUAGGCACAAAGCCACAAGACACAAAUCAAGCAGACACUUUAGAAGUCACUCAAGAAAUCUGAGUCAUACUUCAAGGCGUUUGUCAAAAACAGAGUCCAGACAAGGUAGCACAACUAGCAUAGAUUCACAUCUGCAACUUAUAAACGCCUUAACGAACAGAAGCAACAGUCAUUCAUUCCAACCAAAUUUAAAUCGACGUACUGCCAACGCUGGCCUAGACGGACAAAAUCUCACAGAUUUUCUGACAAGUGGAAAGUUAGUGAUCCCAUACAGCAGAAAUAAUUACAGGAGCGAAAGUGAAGAUGAAAAUGUGUCAGUGACUAUAUCGGAAAGUACAUUCAACAUGAAACUCAGCAAUCAUACGAAUAAUUUGGAUCUCAAUGAUGAAUUAGUGAUGAAAUCUCUGUGCCAAGGCGUGCACAUAGAAGAGCUGAGCUCAUCAACGGAAUCUGAGGCUUCCGUUCUGCCCAAAAAGGACCUAGGCACCGAAAAACGAUCUAGGUCAGGACGAGAGUCUCAUUCCAGCAAGAAAUCCAAACGAUCCCGGCUAUCUCGAAAGAAAUAUAGCAGUAAUUCAGAGAGCUGCAACAAUAAAAGCGACAGUUCUUCUUGCAACGAAAUCAACCAACUCGUGCAAAGUUCUUUGAAUUCGGCGAAUUCGGCUGGUUACGAGAAAAACAGAGGGUCGAGGCAGUCGAAGACGUCCAUUGAUGUGGCUGUGCAAGCCAACGCACAUGACAUCGUGUCCCAAACGGCAGCUUAUGACUUGGAACUCAAGACUUUGAAGAAGACUGAAGAAGAUAAACACAAGACUAAGCAGACUAAAACGAGGGAAAAUAAUAGAUACCGGAAGGCUAGCAAGCAAUAUGAAAGUGAGGCCAGUAGAAAGUUGAGGAAAUCGAAAGAGAAGUAUAGAAGUUAUGGAAGUUCAGAGGAGAGAAAAUCUCUGAACGGGGAUUCAGAAGAGGAAAUAUUGGUAAAAGACAAAUCUAAAAUAAACAUAAAGAAAUCGAGAGAAGCAGCUACAGGAACAUGACACCAUCAGACUGAUUUUAAUUUUAAAGUUUCAUUUAGUUGUAGUUUUUUAUACAUGUUUUAUCUACUUUUGUUUUCAAAUGUAGAAUAAAGAGAUGUUUUCUCU